Molecule: messenger RNA, 411 nt
Organism: Closterium sp. NIES-65
Lineage: Eukaryota; Viridiplantae; Streptophyta; Zygnematophyceae; Desmidiales; Closteriaceae
Source: the annotation of a GenBank genome assembly
AUGAGCGUGAAUCGUACGUUCAAUGCUGGACUGAGGUGGUGCUACAACGACUUCGCCACUGAGGGGAUUGACCCCCUCACGCCCACAGGAGAGCACUGGCCUUCGUGGAAAGCCAUUCCGGAGGAGCUUCUGGUCAAGGCAUUUGAGACCACAGGCACCGAUGACCACCUCGUCCUCGCUCACAUGCGGGAUGCGGUGCAGGUGGAGUUCCACGACGGCGUCCACACUGCAGUCGAGGUGGAAGAGUGGGUGAAUCCACUCUACGUAAGCAUGGCAGAGGAGUUGGAUGACACCCAUGCUGACGAAGCAUCAGAUGACGAGGACGAGUGCAAUUACGACCCUUACGACCUCACCACUCUGCCAGAGGAUGACAAGGCAUCCCGCAUAUUCAGUAUGAGGAGGCCUAUGUAG